CUUCAUCAACACCCCAAUUCAUCAUUAUCGUAUCAUUCCAUCGGCUACAAUUCACCUUUUUCGCAAAAACUGGGCAACUUGAAAACCCCAUCCCUGAAUUCGGUUGCCUAAAUGCCCCCAUAUUCUCUCCAGCGCUUGCAAAUGCCUCACCUCUCUCAAAACCGGAACCGUUCGUCUAACCCACAAAACCCCCAGAUGAUCCAAUGUUACGGUACAGUGGACUCCCCACGGGGAACUGGCGCCAUGUCACGGCCUUGGAACGAACCUUGUUUUGCGCGAGUCAACAAUUGAUCUAAUUUUCUCGUCGCCGAAUUAUCACUUCAGAGCAGUAUAUAUUGAUAUGGAGUCGCCCCAUCUUUUACUGUUGGUGUUGUGACUGAUAGCAUCAACAUUGGUUGUUGAAUAGCUUCACUUCUGUUCUUUUCACUUCUCAUCAAUUCUUCAUCAUGACGAUCCUUGUUGGAAGACCCUUGGACUGGGCCAUCACGGCUACAGCUGGUUCUGGCUUCCUCCUCUUCGGUUAUGAUCAGGGUGUUAUGUCAGGCCUGUUGACAGGUACUGCAUUCACCAACACCUUUCCCGAGAUCGACACUACAGAUGGAGGCAAUGGCAGCUCCUCUCUUCAAGGAACCGUGGUCGCCAUCUACGAGAUCGGUUGCUUCUUCGGCGCCAUCUUCUGCCUCAUCUUUGGCGAGUACUUUGGUCGUCGCAAGUGUAUCAUGAUGGGCUGUGUUGUUCUCAGCAUCGGAGCCGCUCUUCAAGCAUCAGCUUUUGGAAUCCCCCAGAUGAUCGUUGGCCGAAUUGUAGCUGGUCUUGGAAAUGGCAUGAACACCAGUACCAUUCCUGUCUGGCACUCUGAACUCAUGAAAGCCAGCAACCGUGGCAAGGGUCUCGCCAUUGAACUCGCAAUCAACAUCUUUGGCGUCAUGCUUUCAUACUGGGUCGACUACGGCAUGUCCUACGUCAGCAGCGACGCCCAGUUCCGAUUCCCCCUUGCUUUCCAGAUCUUCUUCGCCAUCUUGACCUUCAUCGGAAUUGUUCUUCUUCCCGAGUCUCCCCGUUGGCUCAUCAACCAUGAUCUCCACGACGAGGCUCGAGAGGUUCUUUGGGCUGUGCGCCGAGAUGCCAAGUCUAUCUCCAAGGAAGACGAGACUGUUAGCCGUGCUAUUGCUGAGAUUCAGCAUGCUAUCAAUGAGGAGCGAGAGGCGGCGCAGACGAGCAGCUUCAAGGCUAUGUGGAAGAAUGGAGAGCAGAAGUUCCUGUACCGAACAAUGCUCGGUAUUGGUGGACAGUUUAUGCAACAGCUUUCUGGUAUCAACCUCAUCACAUAUUAUGCCCCCGUCAUCUUCCAAGAAUCAGUCGGAAUUUCCCAUAACCUGAGUCUCCUACUCGCUGGCUUCAAUGGUGUCGCAUACUUUUUCUCUUCACUGAUCCCCAUCUGGAUCAUUGAUCGCCUCGGUCGCCGCAAGUUGAUGAUGUUUGCUGCGGCUGGUCAAGCAGUCUGCAUGGCUGUCUUGGCUGGAACGGUGUCUACUGGGCAGCCUGGACCUGGUAUUGUCGCCAUUGUCAUGCUCUUCUUGUUCAACUUCUUCUUUGCUGUCGGAUUACUCGCCAUCCCCUGGCUCUUGCCCGCUGAAUACGCUCCCCUGGCCAUCCGAACCCGCGCCGCCGCCCUCGCAACAGCCUCCAACUGGAUCUUCACCUUCCUCGUCGUCGAGAUCACUCCCGUGUCCAUCUCAAGCAUUGGCUGGAAGACAUACAUCUACUUCUGCAUAUUCAACGCCUUCUUCGUUCCCCUCAUCUACUUCUUCUACCCCGAGACCCGACUGUUGUCUCUCGAGCAGAUCGACAAGCUCUUCACUGGUCCAAAGGUCUUGCUUCAUUGGGACCACAGCAUGGGUGUGCCUGGAGAGGCUUCUGAGAAGAGCGCCAGUGGUGAAACUGGUGAGACGGAGAGCAAUGAGAAGUUUGAGGCUGAGGUCCAUAUGCGGGAGUAAAAUGACAGAGGAACUGGGUUGUACGGAAGGGGGUGGGUUAUACCCCUGCUUAGGUUGAUUCAUGUCGAUAUAGCCUCCAAUUUAUGAUCAUUUAG
Molecule: messenger RNA, 2092 nt
Organism: Fusarium redolens
Lineage: Eukaryota; Fungi; Ascomycota; Sordariomycetes; Hypocreales; Nectriaceae
Product: general substrate transporter
Exons: 6
Coding region: 447-1997 (516 amino acids)
Biological process (GO): transmembrane transport; carbohydrate transport
Cellular component (GO): membrane
Molecular function (GO): carbohydrate:proton symporter activity
Source: RefSeq, a predicted model, not a curated record